Molecule: messenger RNA, 2113 nt
Organism: Hibiscus syriacus
Lineage: Eukaryota; Viridiplantae; Streptophyta; Magnoliopsida; Malvales; Malvaceae
Exons: 14
Coding region: 49-1965 (638 amino acids)
Biological process (GO): carbohydrate metabolic process
Molecular function (GO): hydrolase activity, hydrolyzing O-glycosyl compounds
Source: RefSeq, a predicted model, not a curated record
AGGCAGCAGCAAGACUCACUCUCCCGACACGACAAGGAAGCAUCAGCAAUGAAGAUGUCGGCUCUUGGUUUCUUCUCUUUCUUCUUCUUCUUCCUCCUCUUCGCUCCUUCUCUCUGCAGGGUACCAUCUGAAACACAUUUACAAACCAAAAAGGAGCAUGCUAGCACCCCACCUAGAGGUUGGAACUCUUACGAUUCCUUUUGCUGGACAAUAUCCGAGGAAGAAUUCUUGCAAAAUGCUGAAAUUGUUUCUAACCGUCUUAAGCCACAUGGAUAUGAGUAUGUAGUGGUGGAUUACCUUUGGUAUAGAAGGAAGGUGCCAGGUGCUUAUGUUGAUUCGCUUGGAUUCGAUGUGAUUGAUGAAUGGGGGAGGCCAAUUCCCGACCCAGGAAGAUGGCCCUCAUCCAUAGGCGGGAAAGGUUUUUCUGAAGUAGCUAACAAAGUACACAGCAUGGGUUUAAAGUUCGGAAUACAUGUUAUGAGAGGGAUAAGCCUGCAAGCUUUUAGUGCAGACACCCCCAUAUUAGACGCUGCCAAGGGAUCUGCAUAUGUAGAGUCUGGCAGACAGUGGAGGGCAAAAGAUAUAGGGCUCAAGGAGAGGGCUUGUGCUUGGAUGUCACAUGGUUUCAUGAGUGUAAACACCAAGCUAGAGGCUGGAAGAGCUUUCUUGAGGUCCCUUUAUCUUCAAUAUGCUGAGUGGGGUGUUGAUUUUGUAAAAAAUGACUGUGUAUUUGGUGAUGAUUUGGAUAUAAAUGAGAUAACCUUUGUAUCAGAGGUUCUGCAAAAGCUUGAUCGUCCCAUUUUAUAUUCAUUGUCCCCCGGUACCAGUGUGACACCAGCUAUGGCUAAAGAAAUUAGUGGACUAGUCAACAUGUACAGGAUUACCGGGGAUGAUUGGGAUACAUGGAGAGAUGUCCUGUCCCACUUUGAUGUUACCAGAGACUUUUCUAAUGCUAAAAUGAUAGGUGCCAACGGCUUGCUGGGGAAGUCGUGGCCUGACUUGGAUAUGUUACCAUUGGGAUGGCUCACUGAUCCAGGUUCAAACGAAGGUCCACAUAGAACUUCUAAUCUUAAUAUCGACGAGCAAAGAAGUCAGAUGACUUUAUGGUCUAUGGCCAAGUCACCUCUUAUGUUCGGAGGAGAUGUUAGAAAGUUGGACGAAACAACAUAUAACCUGAUCACGCACCCUACACUGCUCGAGAUAAACUCUUUUAGCCUAAACAAUAUGGAGUUUCCUUACAUUUCGGGCAGAAGAUCUAGAAGAAAAGAAAAGGUUCUCUCCCAGGAUUUUUCUGAAGGGCGCAUGUUAGGUAAACGAGCUUUGGGUCUGACUACCUGCAAGGAUCCCAAAGCAAAUGGCUGGUCAACUAAUGCUCUCGAUCAAAAUCUCGAACAAAUCUGCUGGAGGGAGAAACUGGAGGAACCUCCAUGCCUUUACAAGAGAAAACCUCUUCUUUCUUCGGGUGUAGAGAUGAUCUACAAGCAACGAUACGAGGGAACACUCCAUUUAUUAGCAAGUGAUGGUUUGGAAUUAUGCUUGGAUGCUUCUCCAAGGAGGAGGCUUACGUCGAAAGAGUUUGGGGGAGGUUCUUUCACACCUUGCAAGCGCGAUGCUAAUCAGAUGUGGGAAUUGAAUGCUAAUGGUUCCCUCGUAAACAGUUAUUCCGGUCUAUGUGCAACAGCCGACUUAGUGAAAGAUGAUGCUGGUUCGAGUGAAGUUCGUUCAUGGAUUGCAACCGGUAGAAGAGGAGAAAUAUAUCUAGCGUUUUUCAAUUUGAACCCAGUGAUGACUGUGAUGUCUGCAAAGCUAGCAGACGUUGCGAAGGUAUUACCAUGGAAAAACAUGAAAGGAGUAUCAUGCAAGUACCAUGAAAUUUGGAGUGGAAAGUCUGGAGGGACGAAACAGUUGAUAUCGAUUGCAGUGGCGAAGCAUGGCUGUUCUUUGUUUGUUUUAACCUGUGCUUAGUGUAAGUUCUCUCCUCCCCCCCCCCAAAAAAAAACGCAUAUCAGUUCACGUCUCUUAUGUAAGUGUGUUCUAUAUCUAGGACAAUCCUCGUGUUGUAUAAAAAUAAUAUAAAUUAAAAUGAUGAAAUAAAAUGGGUGGAUUAAAUUUA